GAUUGAUUACUGCAACAAAGCCGCCCUUGUCAGCUGCUAAAAAACCCUCGCAAGGUGCAGGUGCAGACGAGACCGAAGACAAUGAUUGGCAUCGUGUCAUAGGUACCCAGGUAACACUCGCUUGUGUUGUACUUUCCCUCCUAAAGCUCCUACUCCAAUCAUUCAACUAUAGGUAUCUCACCUUUUCUCCCUCCUUCUUGUACCCAACCUCCGUCACUCCUUCCUAAUCACCAAUUCGCCUUAUUCUUAACUCACUUCUUUUUCUCGACAAUUUCUGUCAAGGAUCACUCUCUUUAGUCCUUUUUACAAACAAUCGUUUCUUGGCCACCGGCCUAUUCUAGUCGCUCUCUCACAUCUAUUUUGAAAAAGACUACAUUGUGUCGAUCGCGGUAGUCUACAACGGUGGAAAACAAACGACCUUGGUAGACAUUUAUUAGGAAACAUCGAGAUCUACCAUCAACACUAAGAGAACCUCACCACGCCCGAAUUCUAACUACACCAUGUUCGUGAAAUCUGCGCUCGUCGCCUUGGGCGGCGCAACCCUGGCGGCUGCUGUCACACCUCUCGAGGUUCAAGGCAGUCAGUUCGUAAACUCGAAGACCGGAGACGCAUUCCAAAUCGUCGGUAUGGCUUAUCAAAUUGGUGGAAGUGCUGGAUACGACCCAAGUCACGGAAAGGAUCCUCUCUCUAACGGAGACAUCUGCAAGCGUGAUGCCGCGCUCAUGCAGACUUUGGGAGUGAACACCAUUCGAGUCUACAACUUGGACCCCAACUUAAACCACGAUGAAUGCGCCAGCGUUUUCAAUGCCGCGGGCAUGUACAUGAUCAUCGAUGUCAACUCGCCCCUCGCAGGCGAGUCUCUCAACAGCGGUGCGCCUUGGGAGUCGUACUAUUCUGGUUACUUGAACCGAACCUUCGCUAUUGUGGAGGCCUUCAAGUCUUACCCUAACACCCUCGGAUUCUUCUCCGGUAACGAAGUGAUUAAUGAUGUCAAGACCGGCUCUACUGUUCCCCCCUACGUUCGUGCUGUCACUCGUGACCUCAAGAACUACAUCAAGAACCAUGCCGACCGAUCUAUUCCCGUUGGAUACUCUGCCGCCGACGUCCGUGACGUCCUUCAGGAUACCUGGAACUAUUUCCAGUGCGCCAUCGAUGGUGAUGCCAACGACAUGUCUCGCUCCGACAUGUUUGCCUUGAACAGCUACUCGUGGUGCGGUGACAGCACCUUCCAAGAGUCCGGAUACGACCAGCUGGUUGCUAUGUUCAAGUCAACUUCCGUCCCGGUUUUCUACUCUGAGUUCGGUUGCAACACGCCCUCUCCCCGUGUCUUUACUGAGAUCAGCGCCAUCUACGGUGACCAGAUGACGGGAACUUUCUCGGGUGGUAUUGUCUACGAAUACGCUCAGGAGAAGAACAACUAUGGUCUUGCUCAGUGCAACGACGAUGGAACCGUCGACCUUCUUGCCGACUUUGCCACUCUUCAGAGCCAGUACAAGAAGAUCGAUUUCAGCAAGGUUCAAACUGUCAAGGCUACCAAGUCUAAGGUUACCGCUCCCGAGUGCAAGGCUAGCUUGAUCAAGGAGAGCGGUUUCGCAAACAACUUCACCCUCCCUGCCGUCCCUCCUGGAGCUCAGACUAUCAUCGACAACGGUGUUUCUCCCAAGCCCAGCGGCAAGAUCAUCUCCAUCAGCGAUUACUCCGUCUCCCAGGCAGUCAAGGAUGCUAACGGCAAGGCUGUCUCUAACCUUGCUGUCAAGCCCCUAGCUGAUGAUGCCUCCAAUACCCCUGGUAGCACUGGCGCUAGCACUUCUUCCUCUGCCUCGUCUAGCUCUUCCGGCAACGCUGCUGCCACACUGGCACCUCAAGGUCCCAUCUCUGCUGCAGCUAUGAUUAUCCCGGCAGUCGUCGCCUUGUGCUUCACCGCGGGAUUCACGCUGAUCUAGGCAAUCGGUUGAAUAGUCGUCUGAAUAAUGAAGUUUUGCCUUGUUUUUCCACUAAGAAUAGAAGUGGGGUUAUGACCGUGCUUUUUAGAUGUGUUGCUUUAUUCCCCCUCUUGUAAUUGUUUUUCGGACGUAGGCACAGGGAGGUUAGGGCUUCUUUGUAUCUUAGGUUACAAUGUGCGCUUUGGUGCAGUACAUAAGAAGUCCAAUUUUGGCAUCUUUUUGACAACGCUCUCUCAUUCUUUGUACAUACACCAUCUGGUGAUCUGAAUGAGUUAAGUGACAAAAUCAGUCGAAGGAGCGCCCCUGUGCCUGAGUUGAAAGUGGUGGAUAUAUUUAAUUCUAGAAUAUAAUGAAAAUGAAACUGGACAGUUCAAAAACUAA
Messenger RNA from Annulohypoxylon truncatum, 2324 nucleotides. RefSeq names its product glycoside hydrolase family 72 protein. Lineage: Eukaryota; Fungi; Ascomycota; Sordariomycetes; Xylariales; Hypoxylaceae. The annotation marks the transcript as partial. Gene Ontology annotation, cellular component: cytoplasm; fungal-type cell wall. The record is from RefSeq and is a predicted model, not a curated record. Gene Ontology annotation, biological process: fungal-type cell wall (1->3)-beta-D-glucan biosynthetic process. Gene Ontology annotation, molecular function: 1,3-beta-glucanosyltransferase activity. The transcript has 2 exons.